UUUAUCUAAAGGAAGUUGUGCAUGCUGUCUAGGUGUAUGUUGUGCAAACAUUAGUUCUACAGCCACAUGGCAGCUGAGGCUGCUUCACUAUAUCACCAUGGAAAUGUAGAAUUGCAAAGGGGGAAAAUGGAUUUCCUAAGAAGAGCUGCCCCAGCUGUAGUGUCUGGAGACGUGGCCCUGGAUGUAGGAGGCACUGUUCGUGAAAAUUUGCCAAGGCUUUUAAAGAUGAAGCGUUUUAGCUUAUUAUCCAUGGGACAUACUAUUGAUGAAGAGGAUCCUGUACAGAACCCUGGGGGUUUCAAGUUGCAUAGGUCAAAUAGGAAUCAUUUCAAAGCAUCAGCCCCGGUGAGCAACAUUAAUAGACGUCGAGGUCCUCCUGGGUACAGCUCUGCCUGGGAUAAGAGUGCCAUCAUGUCUAAUAUCACCAUUGACCCAGAACUCAAACCUGGGGAAUAUGUCAUCAAGAGUCUCUUUGCUGAGUUUACAGUCCAAGCUGAGAAGAAGAUUGAAGUUGUGAUGACAGAGUCUUUGGAGAAGUUAUUAUCCAAAACUCUACAAAGAGGUGAAGAUGCACAAUUUGAUCAGUUAAUAAGCUCUAUGAGCUCAAUAGCAGAACACUGUCUACCUUCCUUACUUCGCACCUUGUUUGACUGGUACAAGCGUCAGAACGGAACUGAAGAUGAAUCUUACGAGUAUAGGCCUCGUGCCAGCACAAAAUCAAAAGCUGAUGAACAGCAUCGAGACAAAGAUUAUCUGCUGGAGAGGAGAGAUUUAGCCAUUGAUUUCAUUUUUUGUUUAGUUUUAGUUGAAGUUUUAAAACAGAUUCCUGUUCAUCCAGUCCCAGAUAAUUUGGUACAUGAAGUUCUGAACUUGGCUUUUAAGCACUUUAAACACAAGGAAGGGUAUUCAGGUCCCAACACUGGCAAUGUCCACAUCAUUGCUGAUUUGUAUGCAGAAGUGAUUGGAGUUCUAACACAAUCAAAGUUUCAAGCUGUCCGAAAGAAGUUUAUGACUGAGUUAAAAGAGCUUCGUCAGAAAGAACAAAGCCCGCAUGUUGUGCAAAGUAUCAUCAGCCUAAUAAUGGGAAUGAAAUUCUUCCGUGUGAAGAUGUAUCCUGUUGAAGAUUUUGAAGCUUCUUUCCAGUUUAUGCAGGAAUGUGCCCAGUAUUUUCUGGAAGUUAAAGACAAAGACAUUAAACAUGCACUUGCUGGUCUGUUUGUGGAAAUCCUGAUUCCUGUAGCUGCUGCUGUUAAAAAUGAAGUUAAUGUGCCAUGUUUAAAGAAUUUUGUGGAAAUGCUUUAUCAAACCACCUCUGAGCUGAGCUCAAGAAAAAAACACUCACUGGCGCUUUAUCCCCUGGUUACAUGCCUGCUGUGUGUUAGUCAAAAACAGUUUUUUCUUAACAACUGGCAUAUAUUUCUACAGAACUGUCUAUCACAUUUAAAGAAUAAGGAUCCCAAAAUGUCACGAGUUGCACUAGAGUCCUUGUACAGAUUGCUGUGGGUUUAUGUAAUCAGAAUAAAAUGUGAAAGUAACACAGUUACUCAGAGUCGUCUUUUGAGCAUAGUAUCAGCACUUUUUCCAAAAGGGUCCCGCAGUGUAGUUCCUAGGGAUACACCUUUAAAUAUCUUUGUUAAAAUCAUUCAGUUCAUUGCCCAGGAAAGACUAGACUUUGCCAUGAAAGAAAUUAUCUAUGACUUGCUUUGUGUUGGGAAAUCGCAUAAGACAUUUACAAUAAACCCAGAGAGAAUGAACAUAGGUUUGAGAGCUUUCUUGGUGAUAGCCGACAGUCUACAGCAGAAGGACGGAGAACCACCAAUGCCUACAACUGGAGUUGUUUUGCCUUCUGGGAACACAUUGAGAGUUAAAAAGGUCUUUCUCAAUACUACUUUAACAGAUGAAGAGGCAAAAGUUAUUGGCAUGUCACUGUAUUAUCCUCAAGUAAGAAAAGCACUAGAUAAUAUUCUACGGCACCUUGAUAAGGAAGUAGGAAGGUCUAUGAGUAUGACCAAUGUGCAGAUGUCAAAUAAGGAGCCUGAAGACAUGAUCACUGGUGAACGAAAGCCAAAGAUCGACUUGUUCAGGACAUGUGUAGCAGCUAUACCAAGGUUGAUUCCAGAUGGUAUGAGCAGAGCAGAUCUGAUUGAACUUCUUGCAAAGUUAACUAUCCACAUGGAUGAGGAGCUGCGACAGCAUGCCUUUACUACGCUACAAGCUCUAAUGCUUGAUUUUCCUGAGUGGCGAGAAGAUGUGCUUUCCGGAUUUGUGUAUUUCACUGUGCGAGAAGUUACUGAUGUUCAUCCCACACUCCUGGAUAAUGCUGUGAAAAUGCUAAUCCAGCUUAUUAGCCAGUGGAGGCAAGCAGUACAGUCAAGUAACAAGAGUCAAGAGACUCAGACAUGUGCACCAAAUUGUGGAUCUCACUCCCUGGCUCUUGAAAAGACCCCUUCUUCCAGUGUAUUUCAUAUAGUAGAAGGUUUUGCUCUAGUGGUGCUUUGUAGUUGCCGCCCAGCUACCAGAAGGUUAGCAGUCAAUGUACUCCGUGAAAUUAGAGCACUGUAUACAGCCCUGGGAAUUUCAAAGGGUGAUGAAGAAUUAGCAAUUGAUGUGAUGGAUAGAGUCAGUGCCUCUGUCCUGGAGAGCUUCAUUCACCUUACAGGUGCAGAUCAGACUAAUCUUCUGUAUUGUCCCAGUGGGAUUGAUUUGCAAACUUUGGCUGAAUGGAGUUCGUCUCCUAUUAGCCACCAAUUUGAUGUAGUCAGUCCCUCCCACAUCUGGAUUUUUGCACAUGUAACUCAGGGCCAGGACCCCUGGGUAGUUAGCCUCUCCAGUUUUUUAAGACAGGAGAAUCUGCCCAAGCACUGUCCUACUGCACUGAAUUAUGCCUGGAUGUUUGCCUACACUCGGCUACAACUGCUGUCUCCACAAGUGGAUAUAAAUAGUCCAAUAAAUGCCAAGAAAGUGAACACAACCAGCAGCAGCGACUCUUACAUAGGACUGUGGAGGAAUUAUUUAAUUUUGUGCUGCAGCGCAGCAACUUCUGCCCCUUCCUCCACCUCAUCAGGGUCAGUGCGUUGCUCCCCUCCAGAGACGCUGGCGUCUACACCUGAUAGCGGAUACAGUAUAGACUCUAAGGUUAUUGGUAUACCGUCCCCGUCUUCAUUGUUUAAACAUGUAGUACCAAUGAUGCGUUCUGAGAGCAUGGAUAUCACUGAAUCUCUUGUCUUGGGGCUUGGCAGGACCAACCCUGUAGCAUUUAGAGAACUUCUAGAAGAAUUGAACCCAAUAAUUAAAGAAGCACUUGAAAGGAGACCAGAAAAUAUGAAGCGACGCAGGCGUCGAGAUAUUCUGCGAGUCCAACUUGUAAGAAUAUUUGAAUUGUUGGCAGAUGCUGGAGUCAUCAGUCAAACUGCAAGCAGUGGCCUUGACAAUGAAACACAUUCUCUUAACAACACUUUGUUGGAGUAUGUAGAUCUCACACGGCAGCUAUUGGAAGCCGAGAAUGAUAAAGACUCCGAUACCUUAAAGGAUAUCCGAUGUCAUUUCAGUGCCUUGGUGGCAAACAUUAUUCAGAAUGUUCCAGUUCAUCAAAGAAGGACCAUCUUCCCCCAGCAGAGCCUGCGGCAUAGUCUUUUUAUGUUGUUCAGUCACUGGGCUGGUCCGUUUAGUAUCAUGUUCACUCCUUUAGACCGAUACAGUGAUAGAAAUAUGCAAAUCAACAGACAUCAGUAUUGUGCAUUAAAGGCUAUGUCUGCUGUAUUGUGUUGUGGACCCGUGGCAGACAAUGUUGGCCUUUCUUCUGAUGGUUACCUAUACAAGUGGCUUGAUAAUAUAUUGGAUUCUCAGGACAAAAAGGUUCAUCACUUGGGCUGUGAAGCAGUCAUGCUGCUUCUGGAACUAAAUCCAGAUCAAAGCAAUCUUAUGUAUUGGGCAGUGGAUCGCUGUUACACCGGCUCAAGACGCGUUGCAUCUGGCUGCUUUAAGGCUAUUGCUAAUGUAUUCCAUAACAGGGAUUACCAAUUUGAUACAGUGGUUCUGCUCAAUCUAAUUCUUUUCAAAGCAGCUGAUUCAUCCAGAGACAUUUAUGAAGUUUCCAUGCAGCUUCUUCAGAUUUUGGAACCAAAAUUAUUUCGAUAUGCCCACAAACUUGAAAUUCAGCGGUCCGAUGGGAUAUUAAGUCAUCCAUCACCUUUGCCACACCUUUAUUCAGUGUCUUACUAUCAGCUAUCUGAAGAGCUAGCCAGGACUUACCCUGAGCUCACAUUGCCCAUCUUUUCUGAGGUAAGCCAGAGAAUUCAGACCGCACAUCCAGGGGGCCGUCAGGUGAUGUUACACUACCUGCUACCAUGGAUGAACAAUAUUGAGUUGGUAGAUUUUAAACCACCUGCAAAAAAACAAGAGGAAGAGGAGGAUGAUGACAUGAAGGACAGAGAGUUAAUGAUGACUAGCCGCUGGCUUCGUGGAGAGGGCUGGGGAUCUCCCCAUGCCACAGCCAUGGUGCUUAACAACCUUAUGUUUAUGACUGCAAAGUAUGGGGAUGAGUUUGCCUGGUCAGAAAUUGAAAAUGUUUGGACAACACUUGCUGAUAGUUGGCCAAAGAAUCUGAAGAUAAUACUGCAGUUUUUAAUAGGCAUGUGUGGUGUGACCAGUGAGCCCAGCCUGUUAACUUAUGUUAAAAAAGUGGUAGUAUAUCUGGGCCGAGACAAAACCAUGCAGCUUCUUGAGGAACUUCUAAGUGAACUUGAACUUACUGAACCUGUCUGCUCAGCAGUGACACAUAUGGACAACCCACCAUACUAUCGCAUCACUUCAAGCUACAAAAUCCCUUCUGUUACCUCAGGUACUACCUCUAGUAGCAAUACAAUGGUUGCAGGGACUGAUGGUCACCAUGACACCAAGAUAUUGAAAGACAGCAAUCUGGAAGACAACUGCGUCCACCUGGAUAUUUACAGUGGACUAAACAACAAUCUGAAUAGACAACAUCAUCGACUAGAAUCCCGCUACAGCAGCAGCUCUGGUGGAUCAUAUGAAGAGGAGAAGAGUGAUUCAAUGCCACUCUAUGCUAACUGGAGACUGAAGGUGAUGGAACACAAUCAUUCAGAACCUUUGCCUUUCCCACCUUCAGGAGGCUGUUGGGCACCACUUGUAGACUACUUACCAGAAACUAACACCCCUGGAGUAACUCUGCACAGGUGCAAUAUUGCAGUUAUCCUUUUAACAGACCUUAUUGUUGAUCAUGGGGUAAAAGUGGAGUGGGGAAGUUACUUGCAUCUUCUACUGCAUGCAGUGUUCAUAGGUUUUGAUCACCAGCAUCCAGAAGUCUAUGAACACUGCAAGAGGCUGCUUCUUCACUUGCUUAUAGUUCAAGGAUCCAAUAGCAAUGUCCAAAGUCUAGCCUCUGUGUUGCUACGAAACAGGGAGUUCAAUGAUCCUCGAGUCCUGACCAUUAAGCAGGCAGCUCCUGUUGAAUAUGGUUUCACAGGGAUAUGUGAUUUUGUACCAGAUUAUCAGCCAUCACCAAUGACGGAUUCAGGUCUUAGUUCAAGUUCUACCUCUUCUAGCAUCAGCUUAGGAAUGACAAGCACAGGCAUUCCUCAACUUACAUCUACCAUUUUAAAUGAAGUUGAUAUUUCAGCAGAGCAAGAUGAAAAGGUUAAAUCACUAAUUGAAUUUAUCAGUUCACGAAAGCGAGGUCCUUUAUGGAACCAUGAGGAUGUUUCCCCAAAAAACCCAAGUAUUAAGAGUGCUGAACAAUUGACUGUGUUUCUCAAACAUGUUGUGGCUGCAUUCAAACCGUCUCAUACAGGCUUUCAACUAGAACAGCUUCUGAGUGAAGUGGCCCUGCAGACUGCACUUUCUUGUUCCUCUCGGCAUUAUGCUGGUCGCUCAUUCCAGAUAUUUAGAGCUCUAAAGCAGCCUCUCACAGCAAACACACUUUCUGAUGUUUUGUCAAGGUUAGUGGAGACAGUCGGAGAUCCAGGUGAAGAUGCUCAGGGCUUUGUUAUUGAACUGCUGCUUACCCUGGAGUCUGGCAUAGAUACAUUAGCAGAAACAAUUAAAAAUUAUGAUUUCCUCUCAGUACUUUCACAAGCAUCAUACCAUGACCCUUUGUCUGGCACAAAGUUUGCUGCAAACAGAAAAAGCACUGGACAACUGAAUCUGCGUUCAAGUCCAAUGAGUAGUGGGCACUUCCACAACCAUUGCAGUCAUGCACGUAGUAACUCAUUAAAGGCUAGUCUAAUGGGAGAACAUAAGGGUGACCGGAGACGGAGUAAUACACUGGACAUUAUAGAUGGUCGAAUGAACCAUAACAGUCUAGCAAGGACUAGAAGCUUAUCCUCUCUAAGAGAGGGAGGGGUCUAUGAUGUGCAGCCGACCAUUGACCCCAGUAACUUAAUGGCUACAAUCUUUUGGAUUGCCACUUCCUUGCUGGAGUCAGACUAUGAAUUUGAGUAUCUCCUUGCCCUCCGGCUUUUAAACAAGUUACUUAUUCAGCUUCCCUUAGACAAGUCAGAGAGUCGGGAAAAAAUUGAAAAAGUACAAAGCAAGUUGAAAUGGUACAACUUUCCAGGACUUCAGCAGUUAUUCCUCAAGGGCUUUACAUCUACUUCCACACAGGAAUUGACUAUACAUCUCCUGAGUAAGCUCAUUACAAUUUCCCGUCAUACUCUAGUGGACCCAUCACAAGUAGCAGGUUUUCCAUUAAACAUAUUGUGCCUUUUACCUCAUCUUAUUCAACAUUUUGAUAGUCCUACACAGUUUUGCAAAGAAACAGCAGACAAAAUUGCGAAGGUAUGUGCAGAGGAAAAAUCGGCAACUUUGUCCAACCUUGCACACAUGAUGAGUUUAUACAGUACACACAGCUAUUCCCGAGAUUGCUGUAACUGGAUUAAUGUAGUUUGCCGGUACAUUCAUGAUUCAUUUUCUGAGAUAACCUUCAAUCUAGUCACCUACCUUGCUGAGUUGCUGGAAAAGGGUUUGUCCAGCAUGCAGCAGUCUUUGCUUCAGAUAAUCUAUAGCCUUUUAAGUCAUAUUGACCUCUCUGCAGCUCCAGUAAAGCAGUUCAAUCUGGAAAUCAUGAAAAUAAUUGGUAAAUAUGUACAGAGUCCUUACUGGAAAGAGGCUCAAAAUAUCCUCAAGCUGGUAGUUUCUCGUUCUGCAAGUCUAGUUGUCCCAGAUGAGGUACAUCGCUCAUACAGUGGAGAUUCUACAGGCUCUCCAGAAAUUGCUUUUACAAGAAUCUUCAGUUCCUCAAAGGAGCUCCCUGGAAAGACUCUUGACUUUCAUUUUGAUCUAACAGAGACCCCCAUUAUAGGGCACAAAUAUGGGGAUCAGCAUAGUGCUGCUGGUAGGAAUGGAAAACCAAAGGUGAUAGCUGUAACAAGAAGCACCUCAUCAACUUCCUCAGGAUCCAACUCCAAUGCGUUAGUACCUGUAAGCUGGAAGAGGCCCCAGUUAUCACAGAGAAGAACACGAGAAAAGUUGAUGAAUGUCCUUUCUCUGUGUGGACCAGAAUCUGGACUUCCCAAGAAUCCAUCUGUUGUGUUUUCAUCUAAUGAAGAUCUUGAUUCAGGAGAUCAGCAGGCAAGCCUCAUUUCCACCACAGAAGAAGCAAUACGAGAAGAGGAGGCAGCAAUAGAGGAUACCAGUAGUGAGCAACAGUUUGGAGUUUUCAAGGAUUUUGACUUUCUUGAUGUGGAGUUGGAAGAUGCUGAGGGUGAAAGCAUGGACAACUUUAACUGGGGCGUCCGCAGACGUUCAUUAGACAGCAUCGACAAGGGAGACACUCCAUCUCUGCAGGAGUGCCAGUAUUCGGGUAGCACACCAAGCCUGAACCUCACUAACCAGGAGGACACUGAUGAGUCAUCGGAGGAGGAGGUAUUGACUGCUAGCCAGAUACUAUCCUGCUCACAUCUACUUAAUAGUGACUCAGCCACAGAUGAUGCAGCAUCCAACCAUGUGGAUUCACUUCUUCAGUCCCAGGAGUCUUCUAGCAGCGCAGUUACAGAGGAGGCAGUUCCCACCCGGCCUGAGAGUCCAUCUCUAGAGCCCACUCCUCCUGAUAACAUUACUGGCCAGCUGCCUGAGGAUUCAAAUGCGUCUGGGAGUGAGGAGCAGAUGAGCAUUGUGAGUGAAGACACUGGCUCUUUUACUGUUCCACAAAUGCCACAGGAUUCUCCUGAAUGUCAAGAUAACCAUGGUGUCCAAGACUGUCAAGAUGGAUUACAUUUACAAGUUUGUGAAAGUCCUCCAGGGUCCAUUUGUGAAGAAGAUGUUACAUUAGCUUUAAAAGAGCUGGAUGAGAGGUGUGAAGAGGAAGAGGCCGACUUCUCUGGCCUUUCAAGCCAAGAUGAAGGAGACCAAGAAAACUUUCCAGAAGUGCACACCUCACCUCCUCCUUCACCAUUUCUGUCGGCCAUUUUGGCAGCCUUCCAGCCAGUAUCCUAUGAUGAUGAGGAAGAUGCAUGGCGGUGUCAUGUCAACCAGAUGCUUUCAGAUACAGAUGGGUCCUGUGCUGUUUACACAUUUCAUGUCUUCUCUAAGCUGUUUCAGAGUAUUCAGAAAAAAUUUGGAGCCAUCACCAGUGACUCAGUGAGCUUUUUGGGAGAGAGUCUACAAAGAAUCGGUUUCAAGUUUAAAAGUUCAUUGGAGGUUAUGAUGUCUUGUUCUGAAUGCCCCACUGUGUUUGUGGAUGCGGAAACUCUUCUGUCUUGUGGGUUACUUGAGACGUUAAAAUUCAGCGUUUUAGAACUUCAAGAGCACCUUGAUACUUACAAUGCCAAACGAGAAGCGGCCGAACAGUGGUUAGACAACUGUAAGAAAACAUUUGGAGAAAAAGAUUGUGCCUGCAGAUCUAACACAGAAACCCAGCAAAUGGAAGUUCUAGCAGAGCUCGAGUUGUGUCGGAGGCUCUACAAACUGCAUUUCCAGCUGCUGCUACUUUUCCAGUCGUACUGUAAAUUAAUCAGCUGUGUCGACAGCAUUAAGAGGGAGUCUGAGGUCAUUAACAUGUCAGAGGAGCUGGGCGAACUUGAAGCCUGCCUGAAAGAGGCUGAAGCCAUGGCAGAGAACGAGGAUGAGGAGCUGGCAGUUCCAGAGGCCGCCCAGACCAACAUCGAGACGGCCAUUCAUUGUGUCAUUGAGGCUCUGAGAAACAAGGAGUUUGCAGCUGCACUGGCACAAGUCAAGGCAUUCAGAUCCAUAUGGCCAAAUGACAUCUUUGGCAAUGCCAGCGACAAUGCAGUUCAGACACUUCUGAACAAUUACUUUCGCCAUCAAACACUGGGUCACACUGGCAUUUUUGCUAUAGUGGGUUGUAACAGAGACCUCUCCGAGGCCAGCGCCAAGCUGAUGGAGCUCAACCUGGAGAUCCGCGAGUCACUCCGCACAGUGCAGUCCUGCCAGCUCUUCACACAGGCCAAGCACUCAGGCUCACCUGUCAUCAGCACUGGAUUGUAAGGAGGACAUAAAGGACGACAAACGAGGAGCUGGGUGCCUGAUGACCUGACACCAACUUCUCUCUGCAAACCCUUGUGCUCCCCAGAUUCUGCCGAGGAGGUAAAACCCGAUACCUUGUGCAGUAUAAAGUAUGCAACCAUUUAAUCCUGCUAAACGCACCUCAGACAUUCUGGAAGGGACAUACAUGCAAGCUCAACUGCAAUAAUAUCGCAAAGCAAAAGCGCAAAAACUGAGGGCAGGGGGAUUAAUGGGAAAAAAAGCAACCCUUCCAGAUGAUCAGCAGGGCUUCCAAGCUUUGCCUGCACUCGCACUGUCCAUAUAGCAUGAAGUCCUAGGGGGGCCUGCCUGCCAACUCCCCCCCAAGGACGGAUGAACAGCCAGGAUUGACGAUUUCAAACAUCUCAUGGCGUGGGCUUUCAGAAAGGUGCAAGUGGAAGAUGCGACUGUCAUGAUGUCUUCAUUUAUUAUAAGGCUUCAGAGCAUGCUUCAAAACAGCACUGCAAGAAUUUUUUUUUUUUUUUUGGGGAAAAACAAACCUAUUUUUAUUACAGCUAACAUCCUUAAACUGUGUAAAUGUUAGAGUAUUUAACAUAAAAUUUUACUGGGCUUUCCCAGGGAUGUAAAGAAAAUAAUAUAUCUCUAACUUUAUUGGGCUGCUGCCCAGUGGCCUUGGCCAUCUUGGGCCAGCCUCUGUGAUGAACACCAAUCUUAACUAACCAAAAACAUAGGCGCCUGUAGAAACUGUACAUCAGCAAUUUUCAGUAUGACAAGGCAGUAACUUAUUUUAUUCUGUAAAUAUUUUAGAAAUGUAUAGUGUAAAACCAGUAUUUUUCUUGUAUAUUUGUUCAAUGCACUGUUAAUGCAUAAUAUGUUUGUAAAGUUAAUGCAAAAAAA
Messenger RNA from Polypterus senegalus (gray bichir), 10353 nucleotides. RefSeq names its product furry homolog, like (gene fryl). The record is from RefSeq and is a predicted model, not a curated record. NCBI's taxonomy places the organism in Eukaryota, Metazoa, Chordata, Cladistia, Polypteriformes, Polypteridae. Gene Ontology annotation, biological process: cell morphogenesis; neuron projection development. Gene Ontology annotation, cellular component: site of polarized growth; cell cortex.